This is a messenger RNA of Dermacentor silvarum, 5536 nucleotides long. RefSeq names its product ral GTPase-activating protein subunit beta-like. Bases 143 to 3328 code for a protein of 1061 amino acids. The transcript is spliced from 22 exons. Gene Ontology annotation, molecular function: GTPase activator activity. NCBI's taxonomy places the organism in Eukaryota, Metazoa, Arthropoda, Arachnida, Ixodida, Ixodidae. The record is from RefSeq and is a predicted model, not a curated record. Gene Ontology annotation, biological process: regulation of small GTPase mediated signal transduction; activation of GTPase activity.
GCGCCUGCGGCAGCGACGGGAGCGUCACUGGCCACGGCCCCUUUGGUUCCGCCUCCGACACCACCGGCCACUGCUGCGCCUCAGCAGCUGAGGCCGACGCCUGCACCGAUGCGUCCGCGGUGCAACUCUGUGCUGCACCUCUAUGGCGCGUGGCUGUUCGAGGCUGCACUGGCGGGUUCUGAACUCGACGCGCAGGGUAGUUCUGGCCCCCUUCAGGCUGAAGGCACCGAGAGCAGCAUGCACUCACGCUCGGGCUCAGCUCCUUGAGUCCGGCGGUAGCGGAAGCAAUAGCACUCGCAGCGCAGUCUCAGCCUCGGGAGGCGGCUCGACGUCCUUGCCGGGUAUGCCAGAGGCCAUUGAGUUCCCCCCGUGCCUGAGCAUCGAGAGCUUCGAGGCUGGCCAGGCCGAAGCCGUGGGCACGCUCUGCCGUCUCUUCUGCUCCAAGCGUACGGGCGAGGAGAUCCUGCCCGUCUACUUCUCCCGGUUCUACCUCGCCCUGCAGCACUGCCUGGGCAGCAUCGAGCUGCGGAGUCAGGUGGUGGCCAGCAUCCUGCUCAACUCGUGCAACCUCUUCCGCCAAGAUCUGGAGGGAGUCAACGUCCUGCUGCCGCUCUUCCUACAAGCUCUCGAGUCUGUCUUCUGCGCCGAUAAGGAUUCCAAGAUCAGGUCUCUCUCCAACGUGCCCCAAGUUGAACUGCGUUGGGCUUCAACACACCUGUUGCUGUCGAUGCUGCCUUUGCCGUUGCACUAUGGGAACCUUACUUUGAAAGAUUUUGGCACAAACCAGUCCAUCACAUUUCAGUCACUGCGAGCGCGGCUUAUGAACCUGCUGAUUGGAGCGUUGCAGAUAGAAACGGAUUCGACCAACACCCAGAUGUUGCUUGGUGGCCUGCUGUUCUGCGUCCAAGAUGCAACGGCUUAUGAGGAGGCCAACCAGGUCACGCAACCGGGGCCCUCCGGAGGCCAGGACAACGCCAGCAUGACUUACUCUAACCUUCUGUGCUCAGAUGACGAGGUGUCAGCACGAGAAAAGUCGUGUAGUGCGUCAUCUGACUCGGAUGCUGAAUCGUGGUCAAGCUCAGAAGACUGUGGUAAAUGCACUUGGGCCAGAUGUGUACGGCUUGUCUAUUCGGCCAAUGCUCUAUUUGUGCGUUCCAUCUACCUUGUCUGCCACCGGCUGAUUUCCUCUUGGAAGACCGACGUCCACGUUUCACUGGCCGCGCUCGAGGUGUUGUCGGGACUUGCGAGAAUUCGCCAGCCCCAGCAAGACUCUCUCGAGUGUCCGCGCGCCGUGAAGUGGAUCUGCGACUUCAUCGUGUACCAGUGUCAGCGACCGCCGCCGUUCCACUCGCGCGACCUCCACUCGACCAUUGUGGCGGCGUUCCAGUGCCUGACGGCGUGGCUCAUGGCGCACCCUCUCCUCAUGCAAGACAAGGAGACUGUGCACCAUGUGCUCGAGGUCGUCGAACUCGGUAUAUCGGGAUCCAAGUCGCAGCCGAAGGUGUCUGAUGUACCCCAGCUGAAAGCCGAAAAGGAGCUCAAACCUUCCUCCCUUCGUGUUCGAGAUGCUGCCGAAGCUCUCUUGUCAUGCAUGAUGGAUCACGUGGGCUACUUCCCUAAGAUGGCCGGUCCGGAGACAUUGUCUUCCCUGCUUGAUGAAGAGGCGCUGCUCAAGUUUGGGAACGCCGACGCCACGUCAUCACUGCCGGAAGCCGUUGGCAAGCACUUUCGCUACUUCGUCUCGCAAAACUCCGCCGUUAUCGCCGUGCUGGAACAAAACCUCGGCAAUGAUCAGGGUGCACUUCCAACCGUGACACUUUUGGUCAGGGUCCCUUUUGGGAGGCACGCGUGGACAAUGCAGCUGCGUCAUCUUCCACGCCACAAGUCUGGUGCUCGAAGUGCCGCUGUGAACCCAGGCAGGCCGAUGCCCUGUUACGAACCAGCGGAGCGAACCAACCCGCCUCCGUCACUCUUUCCCGAAAGCAUCGUCGAAAUUCCCACCUGCGAAAUCGACAAGAGCAUACCAGACCCGACGUCACAGACGCUGACGCGCGAUGAGGCCCAAAUGUUGGGCUUCCUCGACCAGCAGGCCAAGGUCGAGAAAAGCAUCUGCCGACGAUGGGAAGAGGCCAUGCUAGAGCAGGACUUCCCAGAUCCGGCCACGGACUGCCACGCUCCUAGUGUUUGUCAAGAUUUCCAGACUGCCCGCCUGUUCCUGUCUCACCUGGGAUUCCUCUGGGAUGACGUCACAAAGGUGGCGGGUACGGGAAACGGCCAGCCCCUGAUGGCCCUGAACCAGAACCAGGCGGGGUUCUACAGUGCACUCGACAGCCUUGACCGCAUCCCGUCACGCACCAAUGACACCGUGUUCGUCUUCUAUGUCAAGGAGGGUCAGGUGACCCCGCUCGAGAUCCUCGGCAACGUGACGAGCAGCCGAAACGUGCACCCCCAGUUCCUGGAGUUCCUGCGGUCCUUGGGCUGGCCGGUGGAUGUGGGAAUGCACACUGGCUGGACUGGCAACGUAGCCACGUCGUGGCGAGUCACCAGUGGGGAUUUCAACAUUGCUGACCUGCCAGCAGAUCAUGGUGGAAGCCUGUACAGCGGCCACCACCAGGUCCUGUACUGGUCGGACGUGCUCUCUGAGCUAGUCUUUGUGGUCCCUUCGCCCAAGAACCUUCCCAGAGACGUUGCGUCUGGUGAAGUCACCCUAAGGCCCAAAGCCGACAGCUUCCCCGAGCGGUCAACGACGACCAUGAUGGGAGCGGCGAUGUAUGACGGCAUGACGGCAGGGGCCGAGGGGCAACCGGAGAAGGUGCAGCGUGCCAUGUCUCUCAACAUCGACGCGACUGAGACGGUGACGCGUCCUGCCCGGUCACGACCAGCACGCAUGCCGAAUGUGACACUGGCCGAACUCAAGGUGCUGGUUGUGUGGCUUGAGAGCUUCGAAGACCACGUCUGCUUUCCCCUGAGCGAAUUGCUACCUGCCACAAAUACCGGCCAGGAAACCCCAUCUGGACGCGGGGACGUGUUUGUGAUAUUCGUCCAUGCUCUGCAGAGUGGCUUGUUUCGCAUAAAAGUGCAAAGCCGAGGAACCAAAACCAUGCAGGCAUUGCCACUGGUGGACGGAAUGGUCGUCAGUCGCCGUGUCCUGGGUGUCCUUAUCCGCCAGACUGCUCUCAACAUAUGCCGGAGACGGCGGCUAGAAGCCGAGAUGUGUCCACCCCCGCACGUGAGGCGCCGGAUGAAGAUUCAAGAGAUAGGAACCAAGUUCCAGCAGCCACAAGGGCAGCCAGAACUUUACGAGCAACUAUUCAGGAGCACCCACUGAGCCAGCGUCAGGCAGCGACAAACUUCAGAACAGGAGCAGCAUGGCUUUCCAACAUCGCGUAUUUGUGCCCGACAUCAUUGCCGCUGCGAGUUUCAGUAUUCGGGAGAGGUCUGCCACGUGACAGUGGCUCAUAGUGCUGUGAGCGGCGAAACAUGACAAUCAGUGGUCGUGCCCCCGUUUCAAAAAAAGGCGGGGGCAUGACUGUGAUACGAAGACAUGCUCCCACAUGGCUUUGCGAGGUGGAAGUUACCUCUUGGUCACUUUCUGUGGAAGGACAGCUGUCCUGUCGCAGGACAUUCCGUGGUGUAUGUACGCAGCCACCUUGCCUUGAGAGCGGUGCACGAAUGCCAUCUUGUUGAUCGGUGCAAGUUGAAGUAACGACAUGUUGCGAAGUGGGACUGCCCUGGUAGAUGUCCUGAUGUGCAAUUAUGCUGCGUGUAUUAUGGUGUCAUGGACACAUAUGCGUCCUUUAAUGUGUCACUGUGGAAGUGUUAGGUGACGGUUAUUGUAAGAUAAUAAGUUGCAUUCCUGCUGACCGUGUAACAUUUAUGGAUGAAUGAGAUUCAAAUAAGACGAUUUACGUAUGAGCGCCGAAUGCAAGAAUUUCGUGAAUGGAUUUCUUACAAGGGUUCAGUUCCAUUUUACCCUACAAAGAAUGGUGUAUUGAACAUCACAGUUCUAAUUAUACAGACUACGUUUCUACCAUCCUCAAACACAAUCUUCAAAUUUUUUUAUUUUCCAAUUCGAAUCUUCGUGUUCUGUUUUCCUUGUCCACGAUAGGGUUACUUCGACAUAAUACAAAAAUGUUGUUUAUGUGUCGGUUAUGUACUUCGUACUUAACAAUUUGUACUAACGUACGAGAAGUAGCAGUGUAUAUUAUUGCUUUAUGUGAAAAUGCUGCGUCAUUUGUCAAGCACUAGAAACAUUGCAUGUUCUGCAAGGAAUCGGCCUUAGCGAGCAUUGCUGCACGCUCCCUUGACAAAGCGUAAAGUUGAUUUACGCAUACGUCUUGUAGAAUGUUGAAUGAUAAUAUGUUGUACGAGUAGUGGUAUCACUGAAGGUCACUCUAAUUUGAAUUGUUCGUAAAGAACCUUAUUCACUUGAAACAUGAUGUGGAACCAUUAUGCAUUUUAACGAUGUAAUAUAUAGUGACAUGUAUUGGUCUGGGUGUUCAUGCCUUGCUCAUUACAAGCUUAUGAAGUGAUGAAACGAAGAAAAAAAAGGCAACACAAGUAGCUGUAUAAGAGAUAAACAUAUAGAAGAAACAUGAACAAAUCGAGGCACCUCGCUGAUUUCUGUAAAUGGUGGUACUCAAGGUCAUCUAGUAAGCUGCCCCGUAGGAUCAAUAUGUCAUGCUUGUUAAGUAGAACCGAUGCAGAGUUCCACAAUGCUCAAUACAAGAAAGAUAAUGAUGAAGUUUUUCACGCAGCCACACACAGGGGGCAUUGUUUCUGAGCACUUGCAUGUGUAAUGCCUUGUUUAUAAUGAAUUGUUAUACACAAAAAUUUGUGUGCACCAUCGUGGAACAAGGAAGUCUGGUCGAACAGGACUCGUUUCCAUUAGUGUAAAUAUACAGGCCUGCCAAUUUGCAUGUCACUGUACAGAGUGGUACAGCUGCCCAAUGUUUUAAUAUCACGUGAGCAUGAACCAAAAACAGCACCAUCGCUUUUUGGUAGGGCAAACGUGUCACAGUGAAUGAAACAGCCUUCUGCUCGGCACAUGUGCAAUAUUGCUAAAGAAUUGGGCAGUAAGCACUUCCUUCCUAAUGCGAGGACAAAGAAGCCAAGUGGUACAGGAGUUCAUGUUUCCCUUGAGUGCAAAUUCCUGUGGCAAUUGCCACUACAAGAACGCUACAGAGGCAAGGGGAUAGUAAAAGCAAGUUCACUUAUAGGUACUUAUGAGUAAUUAAAAGAACACACAAAAUGCACAGGCAUUUAUUCAGUAUGAAUGAAUGCAGCACACACAAACCUGUAUUUUAGGAUACCACAUCCAUUAUAGUAUUUCUGCGUCGAGACAAUAAGGCUGUUUUUAAUUAUAUUACCGUCUUGACACUAGACAGAAGUGGUUUCAUUCAAGUGGUGUGUGCGUCUCUGGCAGUCAUUGAGAGCUGAAGUACCAACAACGGUCAGUGCUGUAAAAAUUGUGCCAGGAAGUGCCGAGUGCAAACGAAGACGCAGCCUUUAAGAAAUAAAUUCAAGAAAUGACAAG